Messenger RNA from Rhincodon typus (whale shark), 1956 nucleotides. It is a transcript of the gene kcnd2, whose product is annotated as potassium voltage-gated channel, Shal-related subfamily, member 2. The record is from RefSeq and is a predicted model, not a curated record. Gene Ontology annotation, cellular component: membrane; voltage-gated potassium channel complex. The transcript has 7 exons. NCBI's taxonomy places the organism in Eukaryota, Metazoa, Chordata, Chondrichthyes, Orectolobiformes, Rhincodontidae. Gene Ontology annotation, biological process: potassium ion transmembrane transport; protein homooligomerization. Gene Ontology annotation, molecular function: protein binding; A-type (transient outward) potassium channel activity. The coding region runs from base 1 to 1956 and encodes 651 amino acids.
AUGGCAGCGGGAGUAGCCGCCUGGCUCCCGUUUGCCCGGGCGGCCGCUAUCGGAUGGAUGCCGGUGGCCAGCCAGCCCAUGCCCGCCGCCCCCAGCGAGAGGAAGCGGCCCCAGGACGGGCUGGUCAUCCUGAAUGUGAGCGGCAGGCGCUUCCAGACGUGGAGGAGCACUUUGGAGAGGUACCCGGACACUCUGCUGGGCAGCUCGGAGAAAGACUUCUUCUACAACGAGGAGAUCCGCGAGUAUUUCUUCGACCGGGACCCUGACAUCUUCAGGAGCAUCUUGAAUUUUUACCGGACCGGCAAGCUGCACUACCCGAGGCACGAGUGCAUCUCGGCUUACGACGAGGAGCUCUCCUUCUUCGGCAUCAUCCCGGAGAUCAUCGGCGACUGCUGCUACGAAGAGUACAAGGACCGAAAGCGGGAAAACAUCGAGCGGAUCAUGGACGACGCCGAGGACGACAUCAGCAGCGAGAACCGGCUGCCGUCCAUGACCGCCCGCCAAAAGGUGUGGCGGGCUUUCGAGAACCCCCACACCAGCACCCUGGCGCUCGUCUUCUACUACGUGACGGGCUUCUUCAUCGCGGUGUCGGUGAUGGCCAACGUGGUGGAGACGGUGCCGUGCGGCUCGCUGCCGGGCAGUGUGAAGGAGUUGCCGUGCGGCGAGCGCUACGCCCUGGCCUUCUUCUGCCUGGAUACAGCGUGCGUCAUGAUCUUCACGGUCGAGUACCUGCUCCGCCUCGUGGCGGCCCCCAGCCGUUACCGCUUCGUGCGCAGUGUCAUGAGCAUCAUCGACGUGGUCGCCAUCAUGCCCUACUACAUCGGCCUGGUCAUGACCGACAACGAGGAUGUCAGCGGCGCCUUCGUCACCCUGCGCGUUUUCCGCGUCUUCAGGAUAUUCAAGUUCUCCCGCCACUCGCAGGGCCUGCGCAUCCUGGGCUACACCCUCAAGAGCUGCGCCUCGGAGCUCGGCUUCCUCCUCUUCUCCCUCACCAUGGCCAUCAUCAUCUUCGCCACCGUCAUGUUCUACGCCGAGAAGGGCUCCUCCGCCACCAAGUUCACCAGCAUCCCGGCCGCCUUCUGGUACACCAUCGUCACCAUGACCACCCUGGGGUAUGGUGACAUGGUACCAAAGACCAUUGCUGGGAAGAUUUUUGGUUCUAUCUGCUCUUUGAGUGGUGUGUUGGUUAUUGCCUUACCUGUCCCCGUGAUUGUCUCAAACUUCAGCCGCAUCUACCAUCAAAACCAACGGGCAGAUAAACGCAAAGCACAGAAGAAAGCCAGACUUGCAAGAAUCCGAGUGGCAAAGAGUGGGAGUGCAAGUGCUUAUAUGCAGAGCAAGCACAAUGGCUUACUAAGUGAUUCACUGGAGCAGAUGUCUAACGAUGAAGAACAAGCCCUAGUUAGCAAGUCAGGGUCUUCAUUUCAGAGGCAGCAUCACCAUCUCUUACACUGUUUGGAAAAAACUACGGGAUUGUCCUAUCUUGUGGAUGAUCCCCUCUUAUCAAUUCGGUCUUCAACAUCUAUUAAGAAUCAUGACUUUGUGGAUGAACAAACAUACGAAGAGAAUUGUCUAGAGGGAUCCACAAGAAAUCGAUCAAAUUCACACAGCCCUUCUCUCUCAUCUCACCAUGGUUUAACAGGAACAUGUUGCUCAAGACGCAGCAAAAAGCCUUUCCGGCUCCCAAAUUCCAACAUUACUUGCAGUCACCCUGGAAGUGUACAGGAGCUCAGCACCAUUCAGAUCCGAUGUGUACAGCAGAGUGCACUCUCCAAUAGCCGAUCCAGCUUGAAUGCAAACAUAGAGGAAAGUGUCAAACUAAAUUGUGAGAAACCCUAUAUAACAACAGCAGUAAUAAGCAUGCCCAGCCUGCCUGCUACAACACCCGAAGGAGAUGACAGGUCUGACUCUCCAGAUCAAGCAGAAACCAACAUUGUAAAAGUGUCAGCACUGUAA